CCGUUAUUUGCAUGUUGCAAUCCGUUUUUCGUCUAGUCACUUUUCUCAGCGACUCAGCUGCGUUAUUACUUGUUUUAAGACCAGCAUUUUCGCAUGAUAUAUUUAUUCAACGUGUUCUGAGUUAUAAUUUUAAAAUAGUACUCCAAUAAUAACAAAAUUGAUACAAGUGUAUACAAGUUUCCGUCGUGAUAUAAUUAAAAAUCCUUAAAUAUGGAUACAUCGUCUUUAGAUUCAAGUAAUGACUUUUUGAUUGAAAAUGAAACUAAUUUGGAAAUUAAUACAUGUAAUAUUUGCAAGAAUGAGUAUAUGUGUCCAAGGGUACUGAACUGUUUGCAUGUAUUCUGUGAAAAAUGUAUUUUACAACUUGUAAAUGUUAACUCAAUGUUUAGUGUUCUUAACAUAAUAUGUCCUACAUGCAGUCAACCAACAACUACUCAAUUAAAUCGUGGAACUUUGACAUUACCUCAAGACUAUGUGACUAGGGAUAUUCUUGAAGUUGAAAUGUUAAAAACCCAUAGACUAGUUUGCAAAUCUUGUAGAGAUAAUAAAGAAGCAACUCAUAAAUGUAUUACUUGCUGCAAUUUUUUGUGUUCUGGUUGUGAAAGUAUGCAUAAGAUGCUUGUGACGCCUGGACAGUAUCAUUAUAUGGUAUCCAUUGAGGAAAUGAUUCAGAGUGCUCAGGAUAAAACUGCUCUACAUAAAAUGGUUUUAUGUGAAAAACAUAAUAAUGAACAAAUGGUGUACUAUUGUAACACUUGUAAUGAGUUAGCUUGUACUAAAUGUCUCAAUAUACCUUCUCCAAGGACAUGCCAACAUAGUUAUGAUAGUCUUUCCAAUGCUUAUAAAAAAUAUGGAACCGAGUUAGAGUAUUUAGUACGCGAAAGUAAGAAUGUUAUGAAAAAUGUUUCAACUUUACCAGCUACUUUAGAAAAAGCACUGGACAAUUUACAAACUUCUCAUGAUCAUGUAAAAUCAAACGUGGAAGAAACUUUUCAUAGUUUUAAAGCUAUAUUAGAUACAUGUAAAAAUGAGGUAUUAGUGCAGCUUAAAUCCUCCCAAAAGCAACAAGAAUUAAAAAUAAUGGAUAAAUUUGAAGAAGUGAAGAAAAUCACUGACAACAUCAGUGGAGUGCAACAAUUUGCUACACGUCUAUUAGAAAAUGGAAGUGAAUCUGAAAUUAUGGCAUUAAAAAAAUUAAUUUUUACUCAAAUGCUUCAGCUAUUUGGUCAAAUACCAGAUGUUGAUGUGGAUGCUAAACUUAUGUAUUCUCCUGAUAUUAGUGGAUUUGAAAAUCAUUGCCGAAAAUAUUUUGGCCAAAUUGAAACAGAACAAGGGAUGAAUGUUGCAGUUGCACCUAUCUCUCCACCUACUCCAAGAACCAAUUUUUUAACUGACCGUGUGUUUCCUUCACCUAUGUUGUCACCAAUGGUCGAUUCACAGAUAUUUGAUUUAAACUUAGCUCGCUUAUGUUCAUUAAAUGUUGAUGAUAAUCCUAUUUUAUCAACAAUGUCAUCUCCUGAUUCAUUGGGUGAUUUAUUGAACACACCAACUAGUUUGGAUGGUAAUUUUGCGUUGAAUAACUUACAAGCACUUGCUAAACUAGAUAAUUUGAAUACCAACAAUAACAAUAAUAGUAUGCUUCAAAGCCUGAUGAGUCCAUUAGUUUUGAAUCAAUCUGGCUUAGAUCCAUUUUCUGUUGGUAGUGUGUCAUCUAUGAGUUCUCCUACAACUACUUUAUCUCCUGAUAUUUAUGGAGUAGCUACUAAUUCAAGUUGGUACAGCAAAGAAAGAAGAGCUCCACCAACUCGACCAAAACGUCAUUCUAGUAGGCCUAGCAUGGAUAUAGUAGCAAAAUUUGGUCAGAUGGGGAGUGGUCUUGGACAAUUCCAUUCACCUCAUGGCUUUUGUCUUAGUCCUACAGAAGAUAUUGUUGUUGCUGAUACGCACAACCAUCGGAUUCAAGUAUUUGAAAAAGAUGGUACUUAUAAGACUGAAUUUGGCAGAGAAGGGAAAGAGGAUGGAUACUUAUUUUAUCCUAGAAAAGUGGUUUUCUUAAACCAUAAUCAAAUAGUUGUUUGUGAUCGUGGUUCUGAUCGAUCCAGAGUACAGAUAUUUGAAUAUCCUACGGGUAAAUUUAUAAAAAAGAUUCAGGUUCAAUUUAUUGAAAUUGUUGCUGGAGUGGCUGUGACUGCUAAUGGACAUCUUGCACUGGUUGAUAGUGUACACCCUACAGUAUUUGUUUUAAAUGUAAAUGAAGAUAACGGUAUAAUGAAAUGGUUUGAUUGUGCUUCAUAUAUGGAAGAACCAUCAGACAUUAUUGUCAGAGAUGAUGAUUAUUAUGUUUGCGAUUUCAAAGGACACUCAAUUGUAGUGUUUAAUGAUGAAGGUGUGUGUUUAAGACGUAUUGGUGGUGAAUACAUCACUAGUUUUCCGAAUGGCAUAGAUAUAUCGGAAAAUGGAGAAAUAUUAGUUGGAGAUUCUCAUGGCAAUCGUUUCCAUGUUGCUGUUUUUUCUCAUGAUGGCACUCAUUUAACAGACUUAGAGUGUCCUUAUAUUAAAGUGUCUCGUUGUUGUGGGUUGAAAAUAACUAGUGGUGGUCAUAUUGUAACUUUAGCAAAAAAUAAUCACCAUGUUCUUGUUUUGAACGCAACUGUGUAA
Rhopalosiphum maidis (corn leaf aphid) is the source of this 2658-nucleotide messenger RNA. Its product is annotated as B-box type zinc finger protein ncl-1-like. The coding region runs from base 211 to 2658 and encodes 815 amino acids. Gene Ontology annotation, molecular function: ubiquitin-protein transferase activity; zinc ion binding; protein binding. Gene Ontology annotation, biological process: positive regulation of DNA-templated transcription. Gene Ontology annotation, cellular component: chromatin; nucleoplasm. The transcript is spliced from 14 exons. The record is from RefSeq and is a predicted model, not a curated record. Lineage: Eukaryota; Metazoa; Arthropoda; Insecta; Hemiptera; Aphididae.